Molecule: messenger RNA, 2644 nt
Organism: Syngnathus typhle (broad-nosed pipefish)
Lineage: Eukaryota; Metazoa; Chordata; Actinopteri; Syngnathiformes; Syngnathidae
Product: ras-related protein Rap-2b-like
Exons: 1
Coding region: 304-852 (182 amino acids)
Biological process (GO): Rap protein signal transduction; negative regulation of cell migration
Cellular component (GO): plasma membrane
Molecular function (GO): GTP binding; GTPase activity; GDP binding
Source: RefSeq, a predicted model, not a curated record
UCAGGUUGUUGACGCGUUGAGGAUGUGGACAGGAAAUGCCAUGCAAAACGAGCAGAAGCGUGAUCGCUUGUCGGGUUCCUCCUCGGCGCACUUGCACAAUCGGCGGAUCGCCGAAAAUGCGUCUCGGUUGACGCCGCCGACGCCAGCGUCCAGGGAGCGGUCGCUCUCUGCCGGGACCGCGCGCUCGGUGUGAUUGUCCGUUGCGAGUCUGCUAGCUCUCCCGGCCUGCACGCCUCGAAGGCUUCGUCGCGGAACAACAAAAAGGAGGUAUUUGGCUUUUUUUCUUCUAUUCCUCCUUUGGCCAUGAGGGAAUACAAAGUGGUUGUUUUGGGCUCGGGCGGAGUCGGGAAAUCGGCCCUGACGGUUCAGUUCGUGACUGGCUCCUUCAUCGAGAAGUACGAUCCCACCAUUGAGGACUUCUACCGGAAAGAGAUCGAAGUGGACUCAUCCCCGUCCGUGCUGGAGAUCCUGGACACGGCCGGUACGGAGCAGUUCGCCUCCAUGCGGGAUCUGUACAUCAAGAACGGGCAGGGCUUCAUCCUGGUCUACAGCUUGGUCAACCAGCAGAGCUUCCAGGACAUCAAGCCUAUGAGGGACCAGAUCAUCAGGGUGAAGAGGUACGAGAGGGUGCCCAUGAUUCUGGUCGGCAACAAGGUGGACCUGGAGGCCGAGAGAGAGGUGUCUUCCGGGGAAGGCAAGGCCCUGGCCCAGGAGUGGAACUGCCCCUUCAUGGAGACCUCAGCCAAAAACAAAGGCUCUGUGGAUGAACUGUUUGCAGAGAUUGUCAGGCAGAUGAACUACUCCACUGUUCCGACCGGAGGUGACCAGUGUUGUUCUUGUGUUCUGCUCUAAAAACAAAACACAAUCGCAUAGUUGUGCUUUUUAAAUCAUUGCCUUUUUACUUUGAAAGUAUUUCUGCUCACACUGUUGUCUUAUGGUUUCGCACAAGUGGACAAAAAUCGAUGAUGUAUAAUAAUUAAGGUUGCAAUGGGGUGAGCAAUAUUUGGAAAUAUUUCAAAGUGGAGACUUUCUGUGGAUCAUUUCAUGGGAAGGUGAUGACGGUGAACCCUCUCAUACUUUCAGUUUGUGACCUCCAUAUUUGCAGAUUUUUAUUUUUCCGUAAUGUUGUUUAAGUAACAGCACACUCUUGAAAUAAUGACCUAAGUCAUAUUUUGACAAAAACGGGAGGCUGACCUUUGCUGAAAUCUUCUCCAUCCUAUUUAGUUAAAUCAUUUCUAUCCAUGGAAUUAUUGGAAUUCAUGGAAUUUAUUUUUUGUUUUCUUUUCCAUUCUUGCCCAUGUUUUUCACUGGGCGUUAAUGAUAUACAGAUUUUUAAAUCAUUUCCCACAUGUAAGGACAUUACAGUAUCCAUAAUUGGCUCUGUCUCUAUCCUCUGCCAAAAGUGAAAAUCCACAAAUAAUUAACUUGUAUUUAUGACUCCCAUCAUUUCCCCCCCCUCAAAUAUUCAAAAUCCUUAUUAAGACCCAAUUUUCCAAAUUGUAAGGUUCCCGGACUAUGCCAUUUUGAAUUCCAGUUGACUCCCAUGGAAUGUUUCCAACUUUGAAAGUUGACAGAACUUUGUAACCCUACUCUUCUGGAAAUGUGUUUACAUUGCAAAGUACUUGAAUGUUUCUUGGGAUUUUUUUUUCUUCCAAAUAUAGCUUUCUUUGUACAAUAUUGACUCUUAUCUGGAAAUGUGCCUCAGUGGGAAUGUCUUAUUGUGAAACCUAAGAGACUUUUUUUUUUCUUUCUCAGUACUGUUUUAAUAAUCUCUUGUGCUCAGUGGUGGAGUCUGUGUUAUGUCGGUCACUUUUAAUAUAUAUUUUUUUCUUGGGAGGGGGGGGGGGGGGGCGGAUGGUGUGAACUAGGGAUGGGCAAUUUAAUCAUUUUAAUGUCGUUAGCAUUAUAGCAUAAUUGCUUGAGUCCGUUUUGAACGUUUUCUUAAAACAAACAAAAAAAUACACAACUAAUUCAUCAAACAAAUCCUGUUGCUUGGAUUCUACUUUUUGGAUUACAAUGACCUGAAUUACUGAAAAUCCAAACAGAUUUAAAGACAUUUUAAAAAGGACCUUUUUAAAGAUAUUAUGACAGUAAAUUCAAAAUAACUUGGGCAAUUAUGCUAACAAGAAAAAAAAAAAUCUUGGUUCUUCUUUCUGCUUUUUAUUUUCCAAGUCAACAAUAUGUUCGCAUUGUGUUCUUCUUCGGGGUAUGAACUUCUGUUUGGAUUUUUAUUUUUAAAUAUACCUUUUCCGAAAUGUCGGAAGUGUAUUAACAGUGGACCUUGGACUUGGUGCACAAGGACCUUAAGUGCGUUGCUGUCGCUGCAUGAGGUCACAUCAGUUUGACCACAUGUCAAGUGCCUUCCCUGCGACUGUGCCAAGUGACGAGCCCUCCUUCCUCUGCAGUGCGUCUCCAUGGCAAUCAGAUUUUUUUUUUUGUUUUUAGCAGUUAAGAGUUUUUCCUAUCAGGCCCAAUGUCGAGGUACUGCGUUGAAGAAGCCAUGAGUGAUGGUGUUAAGUUGUUCUGUUUAUUCCUUGAAGAUGUGAUGAGAACUUUUUAUUGUGAUGAUUCUACCUUUGGACAAAAUCUGUGAUGAACCUUGUCAGUUUUGAGAGACUUGUAAUACAAAAAGGCAUUUUAUGUA